AAAUGGCAAACUCUAGAUAACAACAAAAAUUCUAAUCUUUUACCUACUUUUUUAUAGAAGAAACCAAGUAAAAAUGCCCUUCGUAAUAGGAGAUGAACUUCAAAAGGGUGUGCCAGGAAAUUGGCAAGGAAAAAGAAGUUUGCUGAAAUCUGACAGAUAUAAUUCAGAAGCGGAGAGAAGUCGUGUUUUAAGGCGAUUAAGAGAUUUUACUAUCAGAAUGAGAGAUGAUGAUUAUCUACGAAUGAGAGUAUCUGAGCAGAGAAGGAUGGUUGAGGAUGAGGAGAGGAUGAGGAAUGAGUUUAAAAAGCUGGAGAUCUCAAUGCGCCAACAAAGGAAUAGGGAAUGGAGACAAAAAAGAAAUGAGAAAAAAGAAGAGAGUUCCUCCUCCUCCCCUUCACAUGAAAAUCAGUUCUUCAACUUUCCCAUUAGUUCCUCUUGUUCCCCUAAUGCUCCUAGUGCCCCUUCUCCUCCUCUGCAGUCUAGCUGGUUAAUUAAAAUAGAGAAUAUCGAGAAUUUAACGUGUUCGGUCCCGGAGUGGAGUCAGCUGAUUCAAAAUGGCGGAAUAAAGUUGAUUGAUAACAAAACAGAAGAACCAAAUCAUCAAGUCGCGAAAACUGAAGAAGAUUUUAAAGAAGAAGAAGCUCCUGCUAAUUCUGAGUUGGAAAAAGACACAAAGAACCUUCAAACAGUUAGCAAGAGAAAUGCCAUUAAAAUAAUGCAGGAAAGUUUGCCAAAUAAAUGUAAAGAAAAUUUUCAAACAAAUGUAAGCAAUAGUGAUCAAACCACGUCGCACAAUGUCGAAGAAAACUCGCAAAAGGAUGAAUUGGCAACAUCUGAAGAAAAUGCGCCAAACGACAUUUCAGAGAUAAGAGAAGAGAAGGAGAAGAAGCUAAAUACAUCUCAGAAGAAAGCAAUUUCUAAAUUUACAUCUUCGUUGUUUAAACGGAGGAAGGAAAAGAAGAGAAAGGAAGAAGAGAAGAAGGAAAGGAUAGAAGAAAAAGAAAAGGAAGGAGGGCCCAUUCCCGAUGUAACACCAAAGGAUCAAGCUCCAAAACUAGUUUUUAUAAGGGAAACCCUAAAACCUUGUGAGAAACAUAUAUCUGGUUCACCAGAGCCAAAGUUAGACGCUUUUUCCGCUACUCUGGUUUUUAAAAGGAAAGGGUCUGAUUGAUCCCGAUGAGGUAAUCGCCAUUUAUGUGAUGCAGCCUUCCAUUGUAUUUAUAUCAGUGUAUAAAAUAUAUUAUUUUACAAAAACAGUUGUAAUCUCUGUUUGUUUGAACAUAGUUUAAAAUAGACACGUCUAUAUGU
Messenger RNA from Eurytemora carolleeae, 1308 nucleotides. RefSeq names its product DNA ligase 1. Bases 74 to 1171 code for a protein of 365 amino acids. The transcript has 9 exons. The record is from RefSeq and is a predicted model, not a curated record. NCBI's taxonomy places the organism in Eukaryota, Metazoa, Arthropoda, Copepoda, Calanoida, Temoridae.